AGCCAUUGUGUGUAGGACCCGGAUGUCCUGCCGGCUUUUCAUCAUGGAGGCUUCCAAGGAGAGGUAUUUCUGAAGGAGACUGUUUGUUCGUACAUCUGUCAAUUGAAAUGUUCUGUUUCCUGAGAGUCAGUGUGAUGGAUCUACCAUGAAGUGUGCUCGCUGCCUGCUCCAGCUGCAAGGUCUCCGGCUGCAGGGUCUCCAGCUGCAGGGUCUCCGGCUGCAGGGUCUCCAGGGACAGUCCGCCCGGUCUGCAGCCCAGCAUGGAGCUCUGCUUCAGUCCUCCUCUCAGCCUCACAUGCUUCGAAACACCCAGCACCAGGUGAUAAGGCGUUUCCACAGGAGCCCGAUAAAUGACAAGAAUCAACCCAUCCCUGCAGAGUUCAUCAACGAGGACGACAAUAAAAAGGACAAGUCUCUGGUCAUCCAUGACGACCUGUUUGAGCAGGUUGCCAGGGAGACCAAAACCAAGGCCACGUUUAACAAAGUGAUGGAGGUGUUCAUCAAGCAGGACGUGAGGCGCCGCGGCCACGUGGAGUUCAUCUACGCCGCUCUGCAGAAGAUGCCGGAGUUCGGCGUGGAGAGAGACCUGGCCGUCUACAACAAGCUGCUGGACGUCUUCCCCAAAGAGGUGUUUGUGCCCAGGAACUUUAUCCAGAUCAUGUUCAACCACUACCCCCGGCAGCAGGAGUGUGGAGUGCAGCUGCUGGAGCAGAUGGAGGGCUAUGGUAUCAUGCCCAACGUUGACACCAAAGUCCUGCUGAUCCAGAUCUUUGGAGUGAAGGGCCACCCCAUGAGGAAAUACCAGCGCAUCAUGUACUGGUUCCCAAAGUUCAAACACACAAACCCCUACCCCAUCCCCAAGAAUCUGCCGGAAGACCCCGUGGACCUGGCACGCUUCAGCCUGGCCCGCAUCGCUGAUGACCGGGACGCUAAAGUCACCGUGUAUCAGCUGCCCUGCACCGACAUCACAGAGAGCGGGGAGGAGAUCACACUUCCACAUGUAGUCGGUAUCCAGAGCCCCAGCCAGAUGGAGCUGCUGGCCCAGCACAACCCCAGCCGGCCCGUGUUUGUGGAGGGCCCCUUCCCUCUGUGGCUCCGGGACAAGUGUGUGUACUACUACGUGCUCAGAGCAGACCCCGUAUCGCCUGAGGAGAAGGUGGAGGAGCCCUAUGACCCAGAGAGGUCUUUGGCGUAUCCUCUGCAGCUGGACCUGGAUCUGGACCGAGGCCUCGGGGACGAGGAGAGCUUCGAUGUGGAAGACUUGGACGAGGGGGCGGUGUUCGCCAUGUGUAUGACCAGCCAGGGAGACCAGGCCGUGCUCAACCAGUGGGUCUCCGGCCUCCAGCAGAACAACCCCAUCCUGGGCCGGGUCCCCACUCUGUUCCGCCUGGAGCAGGGGCCCCGCGAACUGCAGGGGGCCCAUAAAACAAAGUCAGACCACCAGCACAGGCCGGACCCCAGACCCAGAGAGGAAGAAGAAGAUGAGGUAUCAGUGGAGGAAGAGCUGAGGAGAAGCCAGGAGAUGAAGCAGUGAGCAGACUAACGACUGACAGAAGACUCAUAACACACUGUAUAUGUGGGUUUAUUUAUCAAGAUAUGUCCAUGCUGGGGAGGGGCUGGAUCAGAUUUCAACAGGGGUACACCAAGUCAGCAGUAAAUAAAUAUAAUUUAAAAGAAA
This is a messenger RNA of Gymnodraco acuticeps, 1678 nucleotides long. It is a transcript of the gene ecsit, whose product is annotated as ECSIT signaling integrator. The record is from RefSeq and is a predicted model, not a curated record. Gene Ontology annotation, molecular function: protein binding. The transcript has 8 exons. Gene Ontology annotation, cellular component: mitochondrion. Bases 146 to 1534 code for a protein of 462 amino acids. NCBI's taxonomy places the organism in Eukaryota, Metazoa, Chordata, Actinopteri, Perciformes, Bathydraconidae.